CUUCGAACCACAUGGCCUUUAGCUCAGACGAACAUUCACCGGUUUCGCUUCUCCCUUUGCAAUACCAGCUGAGCAACUGUUAACGGUUGGUUGCCAGUAACCUAUUGGUCUUGGCGAUAGUAUCUGAGCUCUCACGAACAUUUAGUUUUAUUACUGUUAUCCCCGUGGCCUUUAACACUGAGCUACCUAGCUUUGCCCUCCGCAGCAUCUCCGAAGCCUCCUUUGCCAAGCUCACCCUUCCCUCAGGCCAUAUACAACCGUCACGAUGUUGUCUUUUUUAUCGUCAAAUCUGUCUAGCACGCGUCAAUCUCUGGCGCAGGUCCUCAAUUUUGCGCUGGUUCUGUCCACAGCGUUCAUGCUGUGGAAGGGCCUCUCCGUGUUCACAGCGAGCUCGUCACCCAUCGUCGUCGUGCUCUCCGGAUCCAUGGAGCCAGCCUUCCAGAGAGGCGACUUGUUAUUCUUGUGGAAUCGCAGCCCGCGGGCAGAACUAGGUGAAAUCGUGGUGUACAACGUGCGGGGCAAGGACAUCCCGAUCGUGCAUCGCGUCGUUAGAACGUUCCCUCAAAUCGAAGGCAAAGCGAAGAAGGUCAAGGAGGUUACAGAGACCUCCUUCGUCCCUCCCAACAUGCUCCUCACCAAGGGAGACAACAACAUCGCUGACGACACCGAGUUGUAUGCGAAGAACCAGGAUUUCCUACAUCGCGAUGAGGAUAUUGUUGGCAGCGUGCGGGGGUAUAUGCCCAUGGUAGGAUAUGUGACUAUUAUGCUCAUGGCGAACAUGGGUAGCCAGAAGCGCAUAGCUAAGGAGCUUGCCGAGCUGAUAGAGAGUCCUCCCGCCGGCAUCACCGUCGAGCUGGUGGAUGAGUCGAACCUGUACGAAUGGAAAGUCUACAUGGAGGGACCAGAAGGCUCACCAUACCACAAAGGCAAAUUCCAAGUCAAGCUCGUCCUUCCCACCGAGUAUCCCUUCAAACCACCGACAGUGUCGUUCGCGACGAAGAUCUACCAUCCGAAUGUCACCAAUGACGACAAGGGAAGCAUGUGUCUAGGCAUGCUACGGCCCGACGAAUGGAAACCCAGCUCGCGGAUCUCGGCUGUGCUGGAGUUCGCGCGCCAGUUGCUCAAAGAACCCAUGCCGGACGAUGCGGUUGAAGGACGGAUCGCAGAGCAGUACAAGAAUGAUCCCAAGCGGUACGAGGAGAUUGCCCGGGAGUGGACGAGGAAGUAUGCAUCGGAGUAAAGGGCGUGGUUGAAAUGAAGUGAUGGCUGGUGCGCAGUCGUUUCGGCGAGAAUCAGGGACGCGGAAGAAUCUCGGCGUCCUCCUGCGUGCGAAAGUCUAAAGACUGGGUGUCUGUCCUAUUGUCUUGCGUGCAUCAGCGCCCCUGGUAUCUCGACUGCGCUUGCUUCUUACUGGCAUUUACGGUCGGGCUCGGUGGACGAUGGACCCUUGUCGACCUUUCACUUUCCACUUAUCUACCAUCUUUCUCGGUCUGGGAGAGCACCCGGCGCGCUCAGACUAUCCCUGCGUCGAAGGCCGGCGCUGCUACGUUUUGCAUAAGCGUGCGAAGAGUACGAGUCAUAUUCUUUAGAUACUUCAGCGCUAGAGAAUACAGAAGUCAGUCAUAGACGACC
Messenger RNA from Aspergillus novofumigatus IBT 16806, 1632 nucleotides. RefSeq lists its product as uncharacterized. Lineage: Eukaryota; Fungi; Ascomycota; Eurotiomycetes; Eurotiales; Aspergillaceae. The record is from RefSeq and is a predicted model, not a curated record. Gene Ontology annotation, molecular function: serine-type endopeptidase activity. Gene Ontology annotation, cellular component: signal peptidase complex; membrane. Bases 266 to 1240 code for a protein of 324 amino acids. The transcript is spliced from 6 exons.